GCUCGUUGUAGCACACAUGGUCCCACUCUUGGAGCAACGCGUCAAUCGUGAAUUUACUCCAUCCUCCUCCAUCUGACCGACAUCACUGCAGUCAGCUACAUCCCGGGUCGCACCAAUUUCCAGACCUACAUCUUAUUUCACCAUCAAUCGCACUGCUUUUAUUGCCGCCAAGCAUCUUCGAAGCAAAAAGUUAAAGUCAAUUCCUUUGGGAAAGUCAACUUAAGCAAUGGACCGCAGCCUCGACGAGAUCCUGGCGGAGCGCCAAACCAAGAAUGGGAGCCGAGGCUCCCGCGGACCCCGCAACGGCGGCGGCGGCGGCGGCGGUGGAGGUGGCAACAACAGGCGCCGCGAGCGCGAAAGGCAGGACUACCCACGCGACGGAGUCAGAAAGAGCUAUCGAGACGAUCAAUCUCGUAACCUGGACUCCGAGUGGGUUCACGACAGAUAUGACGACAACGACUCCCGCCGUGGGGGCAGGUAUUCGCGCCGCAGAGACGAUGACCUCGAUAAGGAACAAGGAAGCUCAAGGGGCACAAAGAUUCGGGUGGAGAAUAUCCAUUACGAGUUGACCGAGGAAGAUCUACAAGGACUAUUCAGUCGUAUCGGCCCAAUCAUCAGUCUCGAGCUUCUCUAUGAUCGCUCCGGCCGGUCAGAGGGCGUGGCUUAUGUGACUUAUGAAAGUCACAAAGACGCAACCUUGGCCGUCAAGGACUUUGACGGCGCUAAUGCAGCAGGCCAACCUAUUCGCCUCAGCAUAAUCCCAGCCGGCGUUGGCUCACGUCGGAACCCGUUCGAUAACGCCGUGAAACCAGGAAGGCCAUUGUCGGAGCGCAUAACAAUGCCAUCAGGCAGGAACCGAUCUCUAUCACCUGAAGAGGACGCAGCACGCCGGGGUAUUGACAGAUAUAUCCCUAGCGGUUCGCGCUCUGGCAGCCCAUAUACCUCGGGUAAUCGUCGCGACGGUCGCCGGCCGGGUGCCAGGAGGGAGCGUGGCGGCGGCGGCAGUGGUGGUGGUCGUCGUAGAGGCGAGGGCGACGAGGGAGGCGGUCAGCGGCCUGGGCGUGAUUGUCGCACCAAGAAGACGCAAGAGGAGCUCGAUGCUGAAAUGGAUGAUUACUUUGGCGGCGGCAACAGCAACAAUGCUACCACUGCCCCAGCUACAGCUUCCACGACCGCUGCUCCAGCCAACGGAACUGUGGAUGAUGACAUCGACAUGAUUGCUUAGGAUGAUGAUCAUUAUUUGACCCCUCGUCAAUCUGGGCUGAUAUCCUUGCCCGCAAUGCGGUGUCGGCCUUCGUAUGGUUCGAAGCUAGCAACGUAUCUAAAAUCUUAAGAGAGGCGCAUCUUUGGGCUAAGAAGGGCUUAUUCAGCGAUGGUAUAUGACUGAUAUUUGUUUGUCUUGAUUGCCUCAUGAUGUUGCACAUGUAUAUAUAUCUUCCACUCACUCAAAAAGGAGCACUAGUGUUACUGCAAGCCGCUGCCUUCUUCCCUUCCAGUGCGUUAUCUACAACUGGAAUCGCGCAUCAUCUCGACCUCAAGUAGUCAUUCCGUC
Molecule: messenger RNA, 1552 nt
Organism: Pyricularia oryzae 70-15
Lineage: Eukaryota; Fungi; Ascomycota; Sordariomycetes; Magnaporthales; Pyriculariaceae
Exons: 8
Coding region: 227-1225 (332 amino acids)
Biological process (GO): mRNA export from nucleus
Cellular component (GO): nucleus
Molecular function (GO): mRNA binding
Source: RefSeq, a predicted model, not a curated record